Messenger RNA from Cinclus cinclus, 4432 nucleotides. It is a transcript of the gene RRBP1, whose product is annotated as ribosome binding protein 1. Gene Ontology annotation, cellular component: endoplasmic reticulum membrane. The transcript has 22 exons. Gene Ontology annotation, biological process: protein transport. NCBI's taxonomy places the organism in Eukaryota, Metazoa, Chordata, Aves, Passeriformes, Cinclidae. The coding region runs from base 111 to 2870 and encodes 919 amino acids. The record is from RefSeq and is a predicted model, not a curated record.
GGCGGCCGAGCCCGGCGAGACAGCGGCGGAAAGUGCCACGACUUCACACGGCUUCGGCGGUGAGAAGGGACCGCGACCUGGCACGGGCGGGCACAGAAGAGUGAGGCAGGAUGGAUGUAUAUGACCCUCAGACGCUGGGUGUUAUGGUCUUCGGAGGCUUCAUGGUGAUCUCAGCCAUCGGGAUCUUCCUGGUGUCCACCUUCUCCAUGAAGGAGACAUCUUAUGAGGAAGCCUUGGCCAAACAACGCAAGGAGCUUGAGAGGACCCAGCAGCAGAAAUUAGAGAAAAAGAAGAAAGAGAAACUGGUUGAGAAAAAAGGAAAAGCCAAGAAAAAGGAAGAGAAACCAAAUGGAAAGAUCCCAGAGCAGCAGCUUACUCAGGAAGUGACGGACCCUCCCAAGGAGGUGGUUCCUGAGUCUGCCGUGGUGCCUGAGCCUGUAGCAGUUGAAACUCCAAUUGCAGCAGUGGCCGUUGUCCCCCAAGAAAAGGAGAAACCUGUUCCAUCACCUAAGGAGAAGAGGAAGAAGGAGAAGAAGGUGGCAAAGGUAGAGCCUGCUCCUAACCUGGUGUCGGCUCCACCCCCUGUCAGCAUCCCCAAAAGUUCUCCUGUCCGGGAGGUGGCCACUAAGGAGGUGCCUGUUGUGGCAGUGCCCCCAGUUGGCACUCAGCAAAGUGCUCCUGUCAUCAGCUCUGUUGCUGUCAGGAAAGCCGCGGCUCUUCCUGCCCAGGAGGAUCAGAAACAUGAUGGACCUGCCAAGAGAAAGUCUUCAUCCAAGAAAAAGAAUGAGCCAGCACCUACGGAUUCAGAUGGGGCCCUGUACCUGCCCUACAAGACACUCAUGUCCACAGUCAGCAGCAUGGUGUUCAGUGAGGGGGAGGCCCAGCAGCUCAUCGAGAUCCUGACAGAGAAAGCAGGAAUCAUCCAGGACACCUGGCACAUGGCCACACAGAAGGGUGACCCGGUUGCUGUCCUGAAACGCCAGCUGGAGGAGAAGGAGAAGCAGCUCUCUGCUGAGCAGGAGGAUUCAGCUGCUGCCAGGAGCAAACUGCGGGAGCUGAGCAAGGAGCUGGCAGCUGAGCGGGCCAAGGCGGUGGCUGUGGAGGGCAAGCUGAAGGAGCAGCUGCUGGCUCGUGAGCGGGAGAUCGUGGCAGUGCAGGCACGGAUGCAGGCCAGCUACCAGGACCAUGUCAGUGAGACCCAGCAGCUCCAGGGCAAGAUCCGGACCCUGCAGGAACAGCUGGAGAAUGGCCCCAACACGCAGCUGGCUCGCCUGCAGCAGGAGAACUCCAUCCUGAGGGAUGCCCUCAACCAGGCUACCAGCCAGAUGGAAAGCAAGCAAAAUGCUGAGCUGGCCAAGUUGAGGCAGGAGUGCAGCAAGCUGAUGAAAGAGCUGUCUGAGAAGUCGGAGGUGCUGCAGCAAGAGGAGCAGCAGAGGAAGAGCUGGGAGAUGAAAGCAGCGAACUUGGAGAAGCAAAUUGAGCACCUUCAGGAUUACCAACGGGACACAGAGGCGAUGCUGCAGAAGAGGCUGGAUGAGGUCAGCGAUGAGCUCCGCAAAACCCAGAGCAGCUACAGGAGCCUGUUGGCAGAUGCAGAAAAGACCAAAGGGCAGCAGCAGAGCAUUGCUGAACUGCAGGCCAAGCUGCUGAACUCCGAGGCAGAGGUUAAAAGUAAGCUGCUGGAGUUGGACAGUGUGAAAGGGCAACUGCAGGAUGUCAGCUCGGAGAAUACAAAGCUUCUGGAGAGGAUCAAGUCUAUCGAAGCUCUGCUGGAGGCAGGGCAGAUGCGGGAGGCAGAAAAAGACGGAGGCCUGCAGGCAGCCAAUGAAGCAGAAAUGAAGCAGCUGCAGUCAAGACUCCAGGAGAAGACAGACCAGCUCUCAGUCUUGGAAAGGGAGGCUACACAGCUGCGGGAGGCAGUGGAGCAACAGAAGGUGAAAAACAAUGACCUUCGGGAAAAGAACUGGAAGGCAAUGGAAGCACUCACCACAGUGGAGAAGGCGUGUGAGGAAAAACUGCUUGCUGCUACAAAAGCAAAGGAAGAGCUGGCCCAACAGCUGGACUCGCUCCAGACGCGAACCAAGAACACACUGCUCUCCGCCCUCCCAGGAGUAACCAUGUCCUUACAGCAGGAUUAUGACACGUGGCUACAGGAGUUUAAGGAGAAGACUGUGGGUUUGCUAAAGCAGCAGAUGAUCACAACAGAGCCACCAGAUUCAGCUCUUAAAUUAAAAGAGGCAGAGGAAGCGCAAAGCACUUUACAAGCAGAAUGUGAGCAGUAUAGAACGAUCCUUGCAGAGACAGAAGGGAUGCUGCGAAACCUGCAGAAGAGUGUGGAGGAGGAGGAGCAGGUGUGGAAGGCAAAGCUCACAGUGUCUGAAGAGGAGCUCCAAAAGUCACACCUGCAGCUGAAGUCUCUGGAAGGUGUGGUGGAGAAGUUGAAAGCAGAUCUGCAAAGCACAGAUCAGCUAAAGGAAUACACCUCUCUUCUGGAAACACAACUGGAAAAUCACUUGGAGACAGCCAGCUCUGAACGCCAGAACUACACAAAAGAAGUUGAAGCUUUGAGGCAGCUCUUGUCAGAGUCCCAGGAGCAGCUGGAGGCAGCAAAGACUGAAACACAGAAGCAGAGCAAGGAGCUGGCCCUGUUGAAAACCCAGCUGGAGCAGAACGAAACACUAGCAGAAAAGGAGCAAAUGCUGCGGCAAAAGCUGGCACGGGAGCUGGAGGAGGCCCAGAGCUUAGCACGCAGCUUGCAAGCAGAGCUGGAAAAGCUGAGGCUGGCUGAACAUGCAGCAGCUUCAGACAAGGAGGAGACCCAGCAUCUCAAGGGGAAAGAGGACAGUUCAAAGGAAGGGACUUCAGUUUGAUGAGUCUUCACCCUGGACCUUACAGUUAACUUACCAAAAUGCCUUACACAUUCCUAAAAAUAAAAAUUUAUGAUAAAUUUACUGUAGAUAAAAGAUACAAGCCAUUAGUGACCCAAAACAUAGUUUUGAAACUUCAAAGAAAACGUCAAAGACAAAACAAUCAGUAAACACUGCAGUUUGUAAGAAAAUCUUCAUACUGUUUUGUACAACUCUUCAUUUCCUGGGAAGCUGGUGUGGCCACGCCAGGCACGUGCUGGGGCUUCACCCUCCUCUUCCAGCAGAACCCACCAAGGUGUGAAAAGGGAAGACUGUUUAUACAUCAACCAGUGCAAUUAUAAUUUUUUUUUCUUUUUUUUGUUUUUUGAGUGAAAGAAGUGUGAAAGUAAGACCCACCAUUGGAAGGAUGCUCUCUUGGAGGGGUGGCUCUUGGCAUGUGUAUUUCUGGGUGUUGAUGCAAUUAAAAUGAUGUAGUGAAGAGAGCUUAUCCUUGCUUUAUUUUUCUUGGAGGUUUGUCUGUGUUAGAUUUCUUAAGUUUGCAAGCCAGGUAGGGCUCUGGGGUGGCUGGAGAAGGACUCUGGCCAGGAGCAUAUUCUUUAUUCCCCCUUUGCUGGCUGUGUCACAGAAACCAUCCCCUGGUUUUGAUCCACAAUAAAGACAAAAUUCAUUCCCGCUGUGUUUUCCCACUGAUGGUCCAGGGCUGGCCUCCCUGUGUGGGGUUUGGCAGAGGGAUUGACACUUUUGCCAUGGCAGCAGGGGCAUGGUGGACAGGGACCAUUCCUCCUGCUUGCUUUAAGCCUUAGUGCUCCCCUGGAAUCUGUCCCUGUGGGUGCUGUGUGGUGGUGGUUGCCUUUGCUUUACUGUCAGGCUCUCCAGCCCUCUGUUCUCCCUUGUUGCUUUACUUUUUUUUAAUUGUUCUUUCAUUAUUCUUUUUUUCUUUUAAUUUAUUUUUUAUUUUCAAGCUGGUUUCUUAGGAAAUAGCAGAGGCCACGUGACAGCUUGGUGCCUGUCUCCCCACAAUAAAGCUGCUAAGCCCAGUGCUGGUAUCAGCAGGUUUUGAGAGAGGAGAGGAAAAGGCCCCUCAGUCCCUCCACUGUAUGCAAAGAGCCAAGGCCAGGAAGGAGGAUGAAGGGCAGGCCUGCUUCUGUUUUGUUCCUGGGGAAGGCCAGUGUGUGACUAGCCCCUGUACUGCACACCAGAGUCUCCACAGGAUUGAGACAUCCUGUCCCUUCUUCAUCACUGUGGCUUAUGGGGCCAUGAUGAAGGGUGGGAGAAAACUGUGUAACUCAGUUGGAACCAGGUAAGAAAAAGGGCCAGAAAAAUGGGGAGCCAAGAGCCACUCCUGCCCCCAGCCUUGUGUGUGUCCCCCGCCACUCCCUGUCCCAGCCCAGGUGGCAGAUGGGGCUGCUCUCCCCAUCCCAGAGGGACAAACUCCUGAAGCAGACCUUUGCCCAACAGCCAGGAUUAGCCUGUGGUUUAUCUUCCUGGACUUUGUGGCAUAUGUAGAGGAACACAUGAAUCAAGGGCAACUGGUGCUGUCAGUGCUGUCACUUGCCCCAGCCCAA